Gambusia affinis (western mosquitofish) is the source of this 3228-nucleotide messenger RNA. It is a transcript of the gene adam11, whose product is annotated as ADAM metallopeptidase domain 11. The record is from RefSeq and is a predicted model, not a curated record. NCBI's taxonomy places the organism in Eukaryota, Metazoa, Chordata, Actinopteri, Cyprinodontiformes, Poeciliidae. The transcript has 27 exons. Gene Ontology annotation, biological process: proteolysis. The coding region runs from base 368 to 2689 and encodes 773 amino acids. Gene Ontology annotation, molecular function: metalloendopeptidase activity.
UUUUUGUUAAUCAUGUUUAGGUGAUUGUAGUUUCAGACCCAUCAGGGCUCAUCUCUCCACGCAGGGAGGGGGGAGAGCACGUAAAGCCCCACGUGCUUCGUCUCUCCAAGCUCCUCGCGCGGACUCCUGCUCUCUCAAAGCAGCCGACACACGCGCGCAAACCCAGACAGGUGCGUUUUUAGGAAACCCCAUCCGCGUGUUUUCACCCCGCGCACCGUGGGGACGGUCUCUGCGAAAUGCGGGCGUCGCGUCUAGGAGAGGAAAGCAGCUGUCGUGUUCAGCAUCAGUCCCGCUGCGCUCCUCUCGGCUCCUGUCGGGUCAUCUAACGGCGCAGCUCCGAGGAAAUCACUGGGACUAUGUGAGCAUCAUGAUCCCUGUGAGAUGCCUGCUGUUCGCCGCAGUCUGUGUGAAGUACGCCGAGACAGCAGGUGUGGGGGAAUGGGUGAGGUCGCCCUCUGCAGAGGAGGUCGUCCAACCCAAGCGGCUCUUGCAACAGAUCCACUCAGAGGAGGAGCUGCUGCACGGUUACCUGGACACCCGGGUCAGAAACCUGCCAGAUGGCAUUCAGCAGCCCAUUCAUUUGGCCCAGAGCAGCUUCCUGGUGGAGGCCUUUGGCUCAACCUUCACCCUUGAUCUGGAACUGAACCACAACCUCCUUUCUACAGACUACGUGGAGCGUCACUUUGACAAUGGGGAGCUGUCAGAAAAUACAGGCGGGGAGCAUUGCUACUACCAUGGGCGAGUGCGGGGGCUGCCUGGCUCCUGGGCUGCGAUAUCCACCUGCCACGGCCUUCAGGGGAUGUUUUCUGACUCCAACUUCUCUUAUGGGAUUGAACCCGUCGGUAACAGAGAGAAAGACCACAUCGUGUAUCGAAUGCCCGACAUCGACCUCUUCUCACUUCCCUGUCCAGGAUGCUUCAUGAACAGCACAGAGCCUGAGGGGCGAACAGAUGGUCUCUCUGAAGGAGACGGCGAGAUGAAGGAUGGAGACAACAAGUCUGAAGAAGAGAAAGCUGUUUUCACCAGAGGCCAGAGGCGCUCCAAAAGACAAGUGAGGCGAGGCCAGCGCACCGUUCAGACCGAGACCAAGUACAUCGAGCUGAUGAUCGUUAAUGAUUAUGAGCUGUUUGUGCAGCUCCGCAGGUCGACGUCUCAAACAAAGAUUUUUGCCAAAUCCGUAGUGAACAUGGCCGACUUGAUCUACAAGGAGCAGCUCAACACCCGCAUCGUCCUGGUAGCCAUGGAAACCUGGUCGUCUGAGAACAGGAUCGCCGUCGGCGACGACGCCUUGCUCACCCUGAGAGACUUCAUGAAGUUCAGGAAGGAGAGCAUCAAGCAGCGCUGCGACGCCGUGCACCUCUUCUCAGGGAGGACGUUCAUGAGCAGCCGCAGCGAAGCCGCUUACAUCGGGGGAAUCUGCUCCCUGACGAGAGGCGGCGGCAUCAACGAGUUCGGCAGCGUGGGUCCGAUGGCCAUCACUCUGUGUCAGAGUCUGGGGCAGAACAUCGGCAUGUUUAGGAACAAAGAGCGAACAGCUGCAGGAGGCUGCAGGUGUCCAGAUCCAUGGCUGGGCUGCAUCAUGGAGGACACCGGCUACUACCUGCCCAGGAAGUUUUCCCGCUGCAGUAUAGACGAGUACCUGCGCUUCCUGCAGCAGGGAGGAGGAAGCUGCCUGUUUAACAAACCCACUAAGUUGUUAGAUCCCUCAGAGUGUGGGAAUGGAUAUGUGGAGCUGGGAGAGGAAUGUGACUGUGGAUCACUGGUGGAGUGUAGUCAAAGUGGAGCCAAUUGCUGUAAGAAGUGCACUCUGACCCACAAUGCCAUGUGCAGCAACGGGCUGUGCUGCAGGGACUGCAAGUAUGAGCUCAGAGGAGUGACCUGCCGCGACGCCGUGAAUGACUGUGACAUUCCCGAAACCUGCACAGGCGACUCCAGCCAAUGUCCUCACAACGUCCACAAACUGGACGGAUACGCAUGCGAAGCUGGCCAGGGUCGGUGUUAUGGUGGCCGCUGUAAGACCAGAGAUGGCCAGUGCAGAACUCUGUGGGGUUACAACUCGGCUGACAGGUUUUGUUAUGAGAAGCUGAAUUCGGAGGGAACAGAGAAGGGGAACUGUGGGCCGAACCCCGGCGGGCAGGGAUGGGUCCAGUGCAACAAGCAAGACGUUCUGUGUGGGCUGCUGCUUUGCACCAACCUGACAGAAAGGCCCAGAUUUGGGGAACUACAGGGAAGACUCACCAGUUUGACGAUCCAUCACCAGAACCGAUACCUGGACUGCAGAGGGGGUCAUGCGGUGCUGGACGACGGUCUGGAUCUGGGCUACGUGGAUGAUGGGACGCCAUGCGGGCCAAACAUGAUGUGUCUGGAGCGCCGCUGCCUCCCUGUGCCGACCUUUAACCUCAGCUCCUGCCCCGGCUCCACAACCUCACUCAUCUGCUCCCACCAUGGGACGUGCAGUAACGAGGUGAAGUGCAUCUGUGAUCCCGAUUACACAGGGAAGGACUGCAGCGUGUUCGACCCAAUCCCGACCCCGACCCCGCUGGAGGGACCAGACAAGUACAAAGGUCCCAGUGGCACCAAUAUCAUAAUUGGUUCGGUCGCUGGUGCGAUUCUGCUUGCUGCAAUAAUCCUGGGGGGAACAGGCUGGGGAUUUAAGAACAUCCGGAAAGGACGAUCUUCAGGAGUUUAAGUUGCACCUCUCUUUUAUUCCUGCCCACUCUGAGCAGACAGAACGGAGACGUCUUCCACUCAACGAGCCGUCGGGCUUUCCGUUUUUCCAUUUCCUGCUCCGACUUUGUUGAUCUUCACUCCAGCUGAGUUUAGUCUGCAUGGAGGAAUAAAUCUGAGGACUACGGCGCUCCUUCAGCUGGUUGCCACGAGUUUCUGGGAACCGAGUUCUACCUUACAGUCUGCAUCACUUCCUGUUUCGUUCUCCUGUCUAACGUUGUAGUUUCGGCUGUUAUUGCGCAUUUUCCCUUUACGUAUUUUAAUGAAGUGCUCAGUUCCUGAAGAGCACAACCAUCUCCUCUCUGCAGUGUAAAAACCACAAACUGUUACUGAACGUCGGCUUGUUAGAUUAGAACGGUACAUUCCACAAUAAGAGCCAUAAUUUCUCCUUCUAUGCUGCCUUGACAGGAAAUCUGAGGGACACGUUGACAACCAGAGGGACAGUUGGUUUGCACUGAAUGUUUUCUCCCUACUGUAAAAUAAAUAAUACUUCUAUAUCAA